GCGCAGUCGGCUACAAACGUGCGUGCGCAGUCUCAGCUUUCAUUCAUAAAUAGGAUGAAAAACUUGGAGAUGUAUUAAUAAUCUAUUCUUAAUUGCCAAGACAACAUGAAUUGGCGAUUAAAGUGGUGAAAGGUGUGGAUGAACAGGUGGGUGAAGAGACUAGGAUUAUCCAACCGACAAUCAUCAUUGGAAGUGUAAUUUUAUCAACAAUGACUGAUCAAGAAGGGAACAAUAACCUCUCCAUGAGAGAGACACUUAUUAGCACAGCGGUCAAGUUUCUCCAGAAUCCAAAGGUAUCAUCUAGUCCCCUGAAACAGAGGCAGGAGUUCCUGAGGAGAAAGGGCUUAUCUGAGGAUGAAAUCAGAAAGGCCUGUGACCUGGCUGGUCUUGCAGAGCCAGUCAACGAUUUCACCAGUGUCAUGAUACCCCAGAAUUACAUGUAUCAAGGGUAUGGGCACCAGCUGGUGCAGCCUACUCUUCUCCACAGGAUUAAGGAAUUUUUCAACACUGCGGCUCUUAUUGGCGCAACGUUUUACUGCUUGUACUGGUUUUACAAGAAAUUCAUUCAGCCACUUCUAUUCGGUCGUAAGAAGGACUCGAUAAAAGACACAGUAGAAGACCUUGAAAAGACAGUGAAGGAUUCUCUCACAGAGGUCAAGGAAUCAAUUUCAAAGGUGGAGACAAGCGUGAAGAAAAUGUCGCAGCACCAAGCCCCAGACCCAACGAUUCCUCACCUUGUUCAGGAGUUGAAGCAGGAUUUGGCGAGUCUCAAGGGACUUCUGCUGUCAAGAAAGCAAUUCCCCAGUGCUCCACCUUCCAUUCCCCCCUGGCAGCUCGAAGCCUCGGCUCAGAGUCGAGACAAGGCUGGGGAACGCGAGGACGAUGCUGGCAGUGGAAGCAGUACCAAUAAUUCCGACAGUUCGCUCGAGAUGAUUCGAGAGGACCCUCCUAAGUAGACUUUAAAAUAAUUUUAUAGAGUUCAGGGGGAAGAUGUGGAGCUUUUCGAGGUAAUGUUUUUUUUGGAAUUACAUAAUUAUUUAUGAAGUGAGAUGAAUAGGGGGUAAAUGUGGAGGAAAAUAUUUCUUGUAUUCUUGUGGCUCAUUGUACUUUAAAGAAAGGUUGGUUAUGGGAUGAUAGGAAAUUCAUGGACUCGAAUAAUUCCACAAUUUUUCACAACGAAUUCAUUUUCCAUUUUAGUCAGGGCUCUGUGUUAUAAUUUUUACAUGAAUUGAGGAUGGUCAAUGAUUUUAUACUAUAAUUUAGGUAUUCGUUUUGUAUAUAAUGGGGGUGAAAAGACUACUGUAUGCUCAAUGCGUAUUAUUCACAGGAAUUGGUUUUUUUCUCCUACAAAACUGUCGACGAUAUUCGUUAUAAUUGAAUAAAUGAUUGAGUAUUUUUCAACUA
This is a messenger RNA of Diachasmimorpha longicaudata, 1404 nucleotides long. It is a transcript of the gene Pex14, whose product is annotated as peroxisomal membrane protein PEX14. Gene Ontology annotation, molecular function: signaling receptor binding. The record is from RefSeq and is a predicted model, not a curated record. Gene Ontology annotation, cellular component: peroxisomal importomer complex; peroxisomal membrane. The transcript is spliced from 3 exons. Gene Ontology annotation, biological process: protein import into peroxisome matrix, docking. Bases 210 to 956 code for a protein of 248 amino acids. NCBI's taxonomy places the organism in Eukaryota, Metazoa, Arthropoda, Insecta, Hymenoptera, Braconidae.